Oncorhynchus masou masou (cherry salmon) is the source of this 4259-nucleotide messenger RNA. RefSeq names its product liprin-beta-2-like. The transcript is spliced from 21 exons. Gene Ontology annotation, molecular function: protein binding. Gene Ontology annotation, biological process: neuromuscular junction development. NCBI's taxonomy places the organism in Eukaryota, Metazoa, Chordata, Actinopteri, Salmoniformes, Salmonidae. Gene Ontology annotation, cellular component: presynaptic active zone. Bases 834 to 2978 code for a protein of 714 amino acids. The record is from RefSeq and is a predicted model, not a curated record.
CUCUGUACAGCAUGGUUGUUUUGAAGGGCCGGGUUUGUUUCCAUGAGAUUUGGUCAUUAUGAGGCUUUGGACCUGAGCCGCAAAUCUCUUACUAGUGACACAGCUCUAAUAUUUUCCAUGUGCACUCUCCCAGAAACCUCUCAGAAACCCAACCCUUUUUGCUUCAAAAUAGCUACAUUUUUAAAUGCCCAUGGUCGGCCUGCCUCAGUGCUUCGGAUAUUUUCUUUGGACCGUUCUAAGGCUGUGUUUAUGCAGGCAGCCCAAUUCAGAUAUUUUCACUAAUUAGUCUUUUGACUAAUCACAUCAGAUCUUUUCACAUCAGCGCUUUUUCAGAGCUGCACUGGUCAAAAUACAAAAGAGUGAAAAAAUAUCAGAUUUGGGCAGCCUCUGAGAAUUUGCACCUGCCUGAAAUCAACAUAAUUAGCUGUUGAGAGAAAUGGGGACUUUCAAAGGGGACAGUUUUUCUGAUAAAGAGGGAUAAUUAGUGUAUCAAGCAAGGUCCUAAUCAGCAUGUUUGAUUGAUAGCAAUCCUCAUUCAAAUAGGAAGGCAUGUGCUGAGCCUCUACAGUACUUGUACGCUCUCCUCUGCAUGCUUUGUGCUUUGCCUUUGAGAGGGGCAGUAAAAAUAGUGCCCAGAAGCUGUGUAUAUUUAGCUGUGUGGACUGAGUCUGACAGCAGAGGGUUUGUCUGACUUUGAGAGAACGGAGCAGAGCUAGACGAUAGCUUCUUUAGUGUCCAGAGUAGAAGUUCUGUUUGGGAUUGGUGUCUUUGUACUACUGUCUCUAACGGAGCUCCUUAGCAGGACGUCACUGGAGAGUCAGAAGUUGAAUCUGAUGGGAGAAGUGUCCUACCUGAAACUGAAGCUGGUGGACAUGGAGGAGAAACAGUUUCAUGGAGUAGAGAGGCAACACAAAGCAGAGGUCAAACUUCAAGAGCUCAGACUUCUCAAGGAGAAAGUAGACUAUCUUGAAGACCAGAAGUCCCAGUAUGAGAGGAGACUCAAAGCAACAAAGGCAGAGCUAUCAGACCUCCAGCAGCUCCUGCUCAGUAAGAAUGCUGAGAUAGACAGCCUGCACACACAGCUCCUGGCCAGACCACUGUCCACUGAGACCUCGGAGAGAGAGGAUAUGUACAGGAGAAGGCUCAACAACAAGCACCAGGAGCUCCAAAGGUUAAAGACGGGGAUGGAGACACUGCUGGUUGCCAAUGAUGAAAAGGACCGGCGUAUUGAGGAGCUCACACUGCUCUUAGUCCAGUGCAGACAGUUCAGAGAUGUUGUGACUCCAAGACAAGCUCCACCCACUAUCCUCUCAAUAUCCAAUGAGAGUACUCCAUCGAGCAGCAGUGAGGAACGGGAGCAUGGAGUGGUGAUGAGGACAGUUCCUUCCAGUGUACUCCCUGAGAACAAAAAGACUGAGAUGUCCUUCAGCAGUUCAUCCCCACAGCUCGUGUCCCACCUGCCAGCCCAGAAGGAAAGAGAACUCUGGACACAUCCCCGACUUGUAUCAAGCAGUAUGGACAACCUACAGAAUGGAUCUUCAUCGAAGCAUAUAGUGGUGAUUCCUGUAGAGGCUGAAGUGUCUACUGAGAAUAGGCCUGUAGAUAACCGAUGCCAGACCCUGCCGGUGAAGGCCUCCUUCCCAGAGCAUAUUGGAGAAGGAGAGUGCAGUGAGACACAGAGCCAGAGGUCUCCAGAGGGGAGUGAAGACGGAGACUCAAGAAAGACAGAGAAAAUGGACGACACCUCAUCCUCUGAUCUUUCACCCCAGUCUUCAGGGGCGGAGUCAGGUCAACGGACUAUUGGCUCACCAGAACACUUGAAGAACAAUAACAGUAUCAGAAAGCUCUGGGGAAAGAUCAGACGGACCCAGUCAGGGGGUCUACAGGGGGAGGACCUGGAACCAAACCAGUUUAGGAGAGGGGGGCUGCGUGCCACAGCGGGGCCAAGACUGACCCGGACCCCUGAGUCUGGCAGCACUGUUCGGGAUAUGAACACACCAUUCAACCAGUGGACCAGAGAGCAGGUGUGUGGUUGGCUGGAGGACUAUGGUCUGGGCCAGUAUGUCAACCUGACCCGGCAGUGGGUCGACAACGGACAGACGCUCCUGUCCGCAAGGCCACAGGACUUUGAGAAGGAAAUGGGUAUCAAUCACCCCCUACACAGGAAGAAACUACAGCUGGCUCUAAGGGGGUUCAGUACUAAAGCCCUGGAGAAGUCCUGUGAACUUAACCACAUCUGGGUUACACGGUGGUUGGAUGACAUAGGCCUUCCUCAGUACAAGGACCAGUUCCAUGAGGGGCGAGUGGAUGGCAGGAUGCUUCAGUAUCUCACCGUGAAUGACCUGCUUUUCCUGAAGGUGACCAGUCAGCUUCAUCACCUCAGUAUAAAGUGUGCUAUCCACGUCCUCCACGUCAACAAGUUCAACCCCCACUGCCUCCGACGAAGGCCCGGAGAGGAGAGGAACCCCUCUCCCUCAGAGGUGAUCCAAUGGUCCAACCAUCGUGUGAUGGAGUGGCUUCGGGCGGUGGACCUGGCUGAGUAUGCACCCAACCUACGGGGCAGUGGGGUCCAUGGAGGUCUCAUUAUUCUGGAGCUGCGGUUCAGCUCUGAGACCCUGGCCAUGCUCCUGAACAUCCCCCCUCAGAAGACCCUGCUCCGCCGCCACCUGGCCACCGCCUUCACCGCCCUGGUGGGGACGCAGGCCUCUCUGGAGAAACGGGAGUAUGCCAACGCCACCGGCCAUGCACCCCUCACUACCGCCGCCAAAGUCCGGCCCAAGAAGCUUGGUUUCACCCACUUCAGUCACCUGAGGAAGAGGAGGCCGGAUGACUUGGCGGACUACAUCUGCCCGAUAGACAGUGGGGGCCUUUCAGCCAUGAAUGGGGUUUCCCACCGGCCGUACGCAGGGGUCCGUGGCCUCAGCCCCAUCCUGGACAGAGCGCCAGAGAGGCGGGAGCAGGUGGGGCCCAAAAGCUGACACUGACACUCCCCUCAGCCAAUGACUGCAAAUCUUAUGGCUUUUAACCCUGACCCACAUGUCUAUGUAAACACGCCCCCACUCUCCCUGAAUCAAGGUGCUGAUUUUGUGAUUUGGGGGAAAUUCUAACGCAUUGAUUUUAUCACCAAAUGGUUAUUUGCUGGACAAGCUACAGUGUGUGUGCAUAUAAUGAUGUGGAUGUACUCAUUGGGUAUUAGCUGGACAUCCUGUAUGAUAAUUAUCUGGAUUUACUUACUUAUUUACUGGAUAUGCUUAUCAAGUAAUUGACCUGGAUAUGUUGAAAUCAUGACUGACCUGACCGGCUAAAUGAGGAUUCAUAAUGUUACGGUUGUAUAAUGGUUCCCUUUGAAAGCUGCUCUCUGCAUUCCUGGAAAAAUGAGAUGGAUUCAACUGUCUUCUGCCAUUGCUUCAGAACAUGACCCCUAUGUUUCCCUGACCAUUGUAGCCUUCCUCCUUACCUUGCUGGAUUUAGGGGAGCUUAGCUAUCAAUGGCCUUUCUUGAGUUAUGGUACAAUGUACAAAAAUGAAUACCAAUUGUAUAAGCUUGUUUGAUUUUAUUUUGUGUUAUAUUUAAUAACUGUACAAAUUCAUAAAAUAUAAGGUGCUGUCAUGAUAAUUCAGGUUUGCACACAAUACCCAACUCGGUUAGCCUAUAAUUAUAUAUUGAAAAUAAAAAUAAUUUGCAGGUGCUUGCUUUUUGUAUGCUGCAUGUUUGAUAGUUUAGUUUAGUCCUACAUGCAUUAUUUAUAGUGGUGAUAGGGGUACUGGCCAAACUGAACAAUGUUGACUCUUUGAAGCAAAGUGCUCUUGCUGACUCCACUAUAACACACAUCAUGGAUUAUAGACAAUCAUAAUGCUACAGCAGCUUCAAAUAAUUACUCCAUCAAUGCACACCUGAAUUUACAGCAUUGUUACAUGUAUACUAUCAUGUGACUGUUAAGCCAUGAAUUCAGAUUGCUGAUUAAUGUUCCAUCAGGCAUCGACUGAGGACAGUUCUGUCUCCAACUCAGACUCUGAGAACAACCUAGUGAGUUUCAGCAUUGUUUUUCAGAGAACAGAAGAUAUGAUAUUUAUCAUACAGUAUGUAAUUUUCCCUCAUGGUGUUUGUGACGCUAUGGCUCAAGUUACAAUGCUACAGUAGGUGGAGUAUAAUUCCGUAUGUUGGACGACUGUUGCAUACCAUGCUCCUCUCCAUAUUGUUGCAACAUUAUGGUCUUCAUUGUAUCCUCAGGUCCAUCAUUAAAGUCAUGCGUUAACGUC